This is a messenger RNA of Arabidopsis lyrata subsp. lyrata, 739 nucleotides long. RefSeq names its product 50S ribosomal protein L34, chloroplastic. Gene Ontology annotation, cellular component: mitochondrial large ribosomal subunit; ribosome. Gene Ontology annotation, molecular function: structural constituent of ribosome. Lineage: Eukaryota; Viridiplantae; Streptophyta; Magnoliopsida; Brassicales; Brassicaceae. Bases 102 to 581 code for a protein of 159 amino acids. The record is from RefSeq and is a predicted model, not a curated record. Gene Ontology annotation, biological process: translation. The transcript is spliced from 2 exons.
CGUCCGUAGAGGAUAAAGUCUCUACACUAUGUAAAAGGUACCGGAGAAGAAAAAAAAAGAGAAUUUGGGAUUGGAGAUAAGGAGAAGAAGAGGGAACUUGAAUGGCUUCCUUAUCCACUUCCGUUGUUGCUUCGGCUUCGUCGCGUUUAUGGAAUCCUGCUGCUUCCAACGGCAAGAUUUGCGUUCCUUCUGCUUCGCUUUCUCUGCGUACGGGUUCUAGACAAUCUCCGUCGUCUUCUCUCCUCACCUCUUCCGCUUCUUCGCAAUUGCUUCAUUGCUCGUUUCUCUCGUCGCCUCUUUCCCUAGCGUCUCCAUUUUCUGGUUUGUCCAUUGCGUUUGAUCUCAGCAGUCAAACUAGUGGACUGAACAGCCAGAGACACAGAGGCCUUGUGGUGAGAGCUGGAAAAGCUGCUCUGUGUCAAACAAAGAGAAGCAGAUCAAGAAAAUCUCUAGCUAGGACUCAUGGUUUCCGUAGAAGGAUGAGGACCACUAGUGGUAGAGCAACCAUAAAGCGCCGACGUGCCAAGGGACGUUGGAACCUCUGUCCCAAGUCCAACCCUAGCAGCGGCAAACGGGCUUGAAGUUUGUUUCUCUCUUCAACCUAUCUGUAAUCUUGUUUGAUAUGCUUAUUUUUAUUCCGCCAGAAGAUACAGUGAGAAACAUGGUUCGUUGAGCUCUUUUCUGUGUUUAACUCUUUUGCAUCCUUGAUUCGUUUAUAAAUCAAUGUUCUUGGAAUCCA